UCUCCCUCGUCAACUUAAGGCAUCGAAACAGAAACCAAGUAGCCAACCAACUUAUCCAAAUUCCAAACGAAGAAAGCAAAAUCCGAAGACGAACGCAGAGACUUGCCAAAAUGACUACGCUUAAAACAUCCUCAUCCUUUUUGAGGCUAUAUUCUUUGCCCUCGCACUGUAAAUCCAUAUCCUCUUCAUCUCUGAAUCUGAUCAGUGUACCGGAUUAUCGUUCUUGUGGGCUCAUCUAUAGUAAACCCUAUCGGUUGAGGAAUUUGACUCUGCGGUCAAAUCUCGAGUUUCAGAAGGAUGCGCCUUUGGAAAUGGCAGAUAAGUGGCGUAAUACGGCUCUUCUUGUCAUUGACAUGCAGAGAGACUUUAUAGAAGAUGGGGGUCCCAUGGUAGUAAAAGGUGGCAAAGCAGUAGUUCCCAACGUCAUUAAGGCUGUGGAAGUUGCUAGGCAGCGUGGCAUACUCAUAGUUUGGGUUGUACGUGAACAUGAUCCCUUAGGAAGGGAUGUUGAACUCUUCCGGCGGCAUUUAUAUGGAGCAGGGGUAGUUGGACCAACUGCUAAGGGAAGUGCAGGUGCAGAAUUAGUUGAUGGCUUGGUAAUAAGAGAAGGGGAUUAUAAGCUGGUGAAGAUGAGGUUUAGUGCAUUUUUUGCUACACACCUUCAUUCAUUCCUUCAAGGAGCAGGGAUUAAUAGUCUAGUGAUCACUGGCGUUCAAACUCCAAAUUGCAUCAGGCAGACUGUUUAUGAUGCUGUAGCAUUAGAUUAUCAACCUGUAACUGUUAUUCUUGAUGCCACUGCUGCUGCCACGCCGGAUAUCCAUCUAGCCAACAUAUAUGACAUGAAAAAUAUUGGAGUUGUAACCCCAACAUUACAAGAAUGGAGUAAUGUCUGAAGCUGGAUCUGCAUAGACCAUGCGGCUGUUUGCACCCUGUUGUAUAUCCAAGAGGCUUAGGCUUUGAUGUCUUUUGCAUGAUUAACUGUGAAGUGAAAUGUAACUCAUGUAUUUCUCAACCUAGGCUAUCUCCAUCUCAUGUAUUCCUCAACCUAGGUCAUCUCUAGUAAUGGAGGGAGAGAAAGAAUAAAUGUUCAGCUCUCGACUCGAGUCUCACUCUUAUCUGAUCUCACCGUUUUUUUUUAAAGCUUUAUCCCUUUAGCAGAAGAUCCUAGUACUGCUUCCCUUAGCAUACGAGUGUCUUUUUUUUUUUUUUUUUUUUUUGGGACCGAGGAAAAAAAAUUGUUUGAAUGCUUCUCCAAUAAUGGCUUGGUCAGCGUCUACACUCUGCUGUAAAAGCGGUAGAUUACUUGCAAUGGAGGGGCUAUGGACCCUCUUUUGUGUCUGCUAAUGCUUAUCAAACUUUUAAGGAUUCCUUUCAGAUCCAAUGGCAAUAUGAGCUCGGAAACACUUUUUUUGGUCCAGAAAAGACAAGUCAUUGUGAAUAUAGAGGAAAAGGAGUUCGCUGAAGACAAAAAUGACAGAAAAGCAGUGUAGAGGAAUUCAAUUUAAGCACGUCAAGCUAGCUCAAGCUUCAUAUUAGCUGAAAAGCUUCCUCCAAGCUUAGAUGAAUAAUGAGUGGAGAUGGAGAUUAGAUGGAUGAAUGGAUGAGGAAGGCGUGAAAUUGAAAGGAUGAGAGAAGAGGUGUGGUAUUUGGGCAAGACAGAUAUAGAGAUGAUCAGUGCAACAUGGUGUGGGUCCGUUGAAGAUAGUGGGAAAUGAUCAUGAAGCUGAGUCUGUGGAUGUGAUAGUGGAACGCCAUGUGAAGGAGGCUCCAAAAAGGGAGAAAAGGAGCCGAAAGUGUUGAAAGAGAGAGGAAAAUGGCUUAUGGGGCAAAUUGCUACCACGAACACUUUGAUCCAUGAGAAAUUCAUAUGUGAUCCUGCGUGACAUAUUA
Messenger RNA from Prosopis cineraria, 1890 nucleotides. RefSeq names its product probable inactive nicotinamidase At3g16190. Lineage: Eukaryota; Viridiplantae; Streptophyta; Magnoliopsida; Fabales; Fabaceae. The coding region runs from base 111 to 893 and encodes 260 amino acids. The transcript has 6 exons. The record is from RefSeq and is a predicted model, not a curated record.